This is a messenger RNA of Mytilus californianus (California mussel), 2151 nucleotides long. Its product is annotated as E3 ubiquitin-protein ligase TRIM71-like. The transcript is spliced from 2 exons. Lineage: Eukaryota; Metazoa; Mollusca; Bivalvia; Mytilida; Mytilidae. The record is from RefSeq and is a predicted model, not a curated record. Bases 139 to 1353 code for a protein of 404 amino acids. Gene Ontology annotation, molecular function: zinc ion binding.
UAGUGAUCAUAUACAUAUUCAUAUUUGUUACUAUAAAUAAAUUGACUCGAGUACGUUGUUAUUUAAAUCUUGUAUCAUGUAUAUAGGUCACUUUAUUUUCUGAAAAUAUGUUAAUUUUAAUAAGAAUCAAGAGAAGACAUGGAGGAAAGUUUAAUAAAGGAAGAGACGCCAUUGUGUGAUGUUUGUGUAAGGGAUAAAUGUACAGAGUUUGCUGAAUUUUGGUGUCGCGAAUGCGUAGAGAACUUAUGCACACCAUGUGCAGUUGUCCAUCAAAAAUUGAAAAUAACAAGCGAACAUUAUGUUCUGCCACUUUAUAUCAAAAUGAUCAUCAGUGCACAAAUUCUAGAUAUUCCUGUAACUUGCAGUAAGCAUUCAAAUCAGUCUGUUCUGUUUUAUUGUUCUGAACAUAAAUCUGUCCUCUGCAAUCUGUGCAAGAAAGAACACCACAAGCAAUGUCGUGAAUUAGAAGAAAUAAAAGACAAAACUGAUAGUGACAGUUUUAUUGGACACUUCAAGAACAAAGCAGAACAAGUUAAAGGAAGUCUUGAUCAACGUAUUGAGGAAAAAACUAAAAACAAAAACUUAAUGCAAGCUGAACAUAAUAGCAUACUAGUACAUGAUGAGAUAGGACAUUUCUGUCAAGAAAUUAAGAACAAGAUCGAUGCAUUACAGAGUGGGCUAGUAGAAAAUUUGUCGCAUCAUCAUUCGAAAAGAAUAGAAAAAGUAGACGAUAAUAUUGAAACAUUUCUUAAAAUCCAAUCAAGUGUAAAAUCCAUAGAACACGAUAUCAAAAAUGUCAGAGACCAUUUAACAAAGAAACAACAUUUUGUAAUUCUAGUCGCGUUGGAACACGAAUUACAAAGAAAGAUGAAUGCUCUUUCUCGUCUACCUACCGAUGAGGACAGAAUUCAGCUUCGUUUCCAACGAUCAAACUUACUUGAUUUGAUUACAGACCUUGGAACUAUUUCUUCAACACAUGUAUCUACAUCUUUAAUGUCAAACCAAAUUCGCAGUGUUGGGUUGAUUGCACAUGAAGAUCGUAGGCUGCAGAAUGAAGAAAACUUGGCAACAAAUAUAAUACCAGAGUCGGAGGUCUCACUUAUGAGAGAUACCGCAUUUAGUCAAACGAGAGUUGAAACAGGUUUGCGCGAUUUGAAUGAUAAAUUAGAUACUGAUUGCCAGUCAGAUAGUAACGAAACUAUUCUAUACCAUAAGGAAUCAUUAGACUUUCAGUUAGAUACAGACAAUAAACCUGGACUAUUUAUCUUUUUGGUAUUCCCUCAUAUACGAUUGGCGCUAAAUGUGUUACCGAUGGAUAUACCGCUAAAGGCGUUACAAAUGGACAUACACUAGAAAAUAUCACAAACUUAGAACAGGACGAAAUGUUAGACAACGCUAGCGCUAAACGAAAGAAGUUUAUUCAUUUAAAACAUAGUGUACAAAUCAAGAAAAUGUUAAAGGAAGAUUAUGUUAUUCCUGAUCUAUGUUGUUUUAUCGGAAAGCACAAAAUUGCGCUUGGAGAUUCAAAAAAUCAACGAAUCUUCAUUUGUGAACCGUCAGGCAAACAAUUAAAAUCAUUCGAAUCAAUAAAAAUACAGGACAUGGCUAAGUCGCCAAUAUCGGAGUCUUUUAUAUUUGUUUCUAUCAAAGACGAGGGUAUUUUACGGUUGAAAUGUGGAAAGGAAGGAUACCAUUUCAGUAAAUGUUUUGAACACAAAAAGGCAUCAGACAUAGCUUCUAAUGGAGAUAAAUUAGCAUUUCGUAUCAGUAAAAAGGCAAUCAACAUUUUAGAUUGUAGUGAAAGUUGUGGUAUAUUGCAGUGCAAGAAAGUUACAGUGUCCGUUCCACCUAAACAUUUCGACUGUGAUGCGCAAGGCAACAUAGUUCAAACUAGUCAAACAAAUGACUAUGUUUUGUCAUACGACCUAAAUGGAGGUAAUAUUUACAGAUUUCAAAAUUCUGACUUGCUAAAUGCACAAGGUAUAACAGUAGACAGCAACGGAAAUGCUUAUGUAUGUGGAUACGAAUCGAACACUGUUGUCAAGAUUAGUCCAGACGGUAAAAGCCACCAGGUUGUACUCAGAGAAGAUGAUGGAAUUAUACAACCGUAUGAUUUAGAUUACAACAAAUCAACACAAGAACUUAUGAUCA